AUGAUCUUGCAGGGCAACUUUAUGAGAUGUGACCCCUUUUUACAUUCUGUGUGUCUCUCUCUCUGUCUCACAGAGGAGGGCGAAUACUUCCUGAAGGUGCUGAUUCCCAGCUAUGCAGCCGGCUCUAUAAUUGGCAAGGGCGGCCAGACCAUUGUACAACUGCAGAAAGAGACGGGUGCAACCAUUAAGCUGUCGAAAUCCAAAGAUUUCUACCCAGGAACAACAGAGCGCGUCUGCCUGAUACAGGGAACCGUUGAAGCCCUCAAUGGUGUCCACAACUUCAUCGCAGAGAAAGUCCGAGAGAUGCCCCAGAGUGCUCAGAAGCCAGAACCUGUCAGCAUACUGCAGCCACAGACCACGGUUAACCCUGACCGUAUCAAGCAGGCCAAACUGAUUGUGCCCAACAGCACCGCUGGUCUGAUUAUUGGCAAGGGAGGAGCCACAGUGAAAGCAGUGAUGGAGCAGUCAGGUGCUUGGGUGCAGCUCUCCCAGAAACCGGAGGGCAUCAACCUGCAGGAGCGAGUGGUAACAAUCAGUGGCGAGCCCGAGCAGAACCGUAAGGCAGUGGAAAUCAUAGUUCAAAAAAUCCAGGAGGACCCUCAGAGCAGCAGCUGCCUCAACAUCAGUUAUUCCAACGUCUCCGGCCCAGUUGCUAACUCCAACCCCACCGGAUCCCCCUACGCCAACACGGCCGAGGUGCUGCCUAACGCGGCUGCGGCGGCUGCCACUGCCUCCAGCCUUCUGGGCCAGGCGGGCUUGACAGGAAUGGGUGCCUUCCCUGCUGCCAUGUCUAGCUUCUCUGGCAACGACCUCCUGGCCAUCACGUCAGCCCUCAACACGCUGGCCAGCUAUGGCUACAAUACCAACACCUUGGGCUUGGGCCUUAACCCCGCAGCAGCCUCUGGUGUCCUUGCCGCAGUAGCGGCGAGUGCCAACCCGGCGGCCGCUGCUGCGGCUAACCUCUUAGCCUCCUAUGCUAGCGACGCCUCCAGCAGUGCUGGCCACCCGGCGACGGGGCUUGGCGGUUUCUCCCUCGGUUCUCUCGCAGCUGCUACAGGUGCUUCCAAUGGUUACCUAAACGCUUCAUCUCCACUGAUGGCCUCCUCCCUAUUAGCAACAGAGAAGCUCGCUGACGGAGCCAAGGACGUGGUUGAAAUUGCCGUACCCGAGAAUCUGGUUGGUGCAAUUUUGGGAAAAGGAGGAAAAACGCUGGUGGAGUAUCAGGAGCUAACAGGAGCCCGCAUCCAGAUCUCCAAAAAGGGGGAGUUCAUUCCUGGUACUCGGAACCGUAAAGUCACCAUAACAGGGUCGCCAGCAGCUACACAAGCAGCGCAGUAUCUGAUCAGCCAGCGGAUCACCUAUGAGCAGGGCGUGCGUGCUACCAACCCGCAAAAAGUGGGUUAAGAGGAAAAGAGAGAAAGAAAGGAAGGAAAGGAAAAGAUGAGGACAGAGCUAGAGGGGAAUUCUAAGAGGGUCACAAUGAGGAAGAAAGAGAAACGUCCAAAUAUUUGUUUAAUAUUUCCGAAUCAAAUGAGAGGAUCAAACAGGAGGAGGAGAGGGGGGAGACACCGAAGACAAGUGUGUGUGUGAUUUUUUUUUUUUUUUAAUAUGUUUUAGGACUGAUGUGGUCUCUGAUGUUUUUUAAAAGUUUGUGUCGAGUCCUUUCUGAUGAUGGUGAUCAGAGUAAGCUGAACUGGUCCACUGCCAAGCUGCAGAUUCAAGGGUGAGGCGUAUGGUUUCACCUUCCUCUAAAACCUCAUUGCUGAUUUACUUUCCUUUGAGUUAUUAUUGUUUUUUUAAAAAAAUCUUGUUUCAAUGGUUUUGAUGUCAGUUGCAGACCUCAGCUCCCGGUGAGUUGAAUGUGUCCAGUGAAGUUAGAGCCAACUAAUGGGGCUGUUUCACAAAUUUUUCUCUUUGUAUACAUUGCAGAAAGCACUGUUUAUGGGCGGAGCCAUUUAACAACAAGCACCUGAGGCCACCUCAGUUUACGGGAAGCAAAUAAUUUACUUAACACCAACGUUGGCGUUGGUUGAAACCUUAUAUUGGAAUUGAAAUUUCAAACAAUUUUUUUUUUUUACUCCAUUAUUUAUGAAUAUGAUCGGAUUCAAUUUAAAAAUAUAUAUAUUUAAACCUGUGAAUGCAGGUUGAUCUGAAUGUAACAAAAAAAAAAUAUUUGCCUAUUGAUAUUUUUUAUUUACCAGGGAUCAAAUGUUUUGCAGUGAAAGAAAUGUACAAGUCAAGCCCCGGUCUGAACUUCACAGGUGCAGUCUGCGAAUAUAGUUCAGGGGCUCAAUAAUCCACGUGAGAGGAUAGAGGAGACACACAGGAAUGUAUCAAUAUAUUGAACACGAAAACACAUAGCGAACACUCCCAUAAAUGCACAAACAUUGAAAUACAGUCGAUCCAGUCAUGGCAACAAACACCCCGAAGUAGGUUCUUGUUUAACCCUUUAUUGGUGCUACCGGAUUAGCGAUAUUACAGUACGUUCCCCAUUAUGACCCGCUCCCGCUUGGCUGAUUUUUUUCGCCCAGCCGCGAGUAGCCCAGAAGAUGCGAGCCACGCCGUAACACGAUGAGAAGCCUUGACGUCAGUUUUGCGAUCCAGUGUUAAGGUCUCAGGCCUAUCCCGUGUACUCUUCUCGAAAUUGGCUGCGGCCAAAAUAUAGCCGACGGCGGUUUGCCUUAUUGUCAUAUGCGCAUCUCUCAAGAAUGAACGGAAAUAUCCGACUCGCGCUCAAGUUGGAAUGUCCCCUGUUCAGUGCGAAGGGAACAAAAAGCACUACCAAACAGCAUUUUGAUCAGAAUGCUGUCCCGAUCGUUUAUCUGUGAACAAACAAAACGAUUGCCUUUACGACAAGGGUACCAAAUAUUCUUCAGAGGCAUCCUCGAAUGAAAGGAAAAUAGAGCGACACUUGAAAAGAAGGCUCGGUCACAGUUUUCCGUGUGAGCCAUCCUUCUCAAUUUGCAUCCAAACGAUUCUUUCAGUUCAUCCGGGCCGCCUUUUAUCGUUCCCAAAAUGCCUGACUCGCCACUAACUUUUGGGCGGGUAUGUAAUGAAACGUAAAUAUUUUGGGAUCGCUGUCUUUCGUGGAUAUUAGUGAAUCGAAAGCGGAGGGGGCCAACUAUUUAGAGCAUUUCUAAGCACUAAAAGUACCUUGGCCUCCCUCUGCGCUGCUAGCCAUUGUGUUCAUCUUGAGUACUCUUGGUCGAUGAAGACUGCACUGUGAGACAUUAAGAACACAAUGUGAGGCUUGCCUGUCACUUCUGGGAUGCGUGUGAGUGUGUGAGUGUGUAUUUUCACGUGCACAUCUAUCUUCCACAGACAAGAGAUGGCAACACUGACCAAGCGGGACUAUCUCCAUCAAAGCAUUUAUCUUCCAAAUGUUUCAUGAAGACCGUCAG
Hippocampus comes (tiger tail seahorse) is the source of this 3401-nucleotide messenger RNA. RefSeq names its product RNA-binding protein Nova-1-like. Lineage: Eukaryota; Metazoa; Chordata; Actinopteri; Syngnathiformes; Syngnathidae. The transcript is spliced from 3 exons. Bases 1 to 1404 code for a protein of 467 amino acids. The record is from RefSeq and is a predicted model, not a curated record. Gene Ontology annotation, molecular function: RNA binding.